Sphaerulina musiva SO2202 is the source of this 1163-nucleotide messenger RNA. RefSeq lists its product as uncharacterized. NCBI's taxonomy places the organism in Eukaryota, Fungi, Ascomycota, Dothideomycetes, Mycosphaerellales, Mycosphaerellaceae. Gene Ontology annotation, cellular component: nucleus. Gene Ontology annotation, molecular function: RNA polymerase II transcription regulatory region sequence-specific DNA binding; DNA-binding transcription factor activity, RNA polymerase II-specific. The transcript has 2 exons. Bases 7 to 819 code for a protein of 270 amino acids. The record is from RefSeq and is a predicted model, not a curated record. Gene Ontology annotation, biological process: regulation of transcription by RNA polymerase II.
CCCAACAUGGAAGAAUGCGAGACUUGCUCCCGUCAAUUCGGAAGCUACUCAGCUGCCGCCCAGCACAUGAACGCCCUCAAUCACUGGAAGGUCCACGAGUGCGAGACGUGCAACUUCUCUUCCAUUCACGAGGAUAGGGUGGACCAGCAUAUGGACGAAUACGGCCAUUGGGGUCCCAAAUACGGCUGCGAAGCAUGUAGCAAAAAGUAUUAUACUAAACAGCAAGCCCGAGAUCACAUGGACAGGCGCGACCACUGGCGUCUGAACUGGUGCGAUGCAUGCGAGCGUGGCUUCCAAAAUGCAAAUAAUCUGAGAACGCAUCUCAAUAGCUCCGCACACCAAGCUGGAAGCAUUUCCUGCCCCUUUUGCAAGAAACCUCAUACUACGGCAAGCGGCGUAGUGCACCACGUCGAGACCGGCUCCUGCCCACGCGCGCCGCAAGUGAACCGCGAGUUCAUUUACAAGAUGAUCAACCAACGCGACACCACGGGAGUCAUCACCAACAAGCAAAUCGCCUGGCACGGCGAAGACAACUCCGAAUCCAUCGCCACCGCCGCGAGCUGGAAUGGCCAUGGCUAUCAGUGCGGUCUUUGCUCCAGGUCGUACAGUGCGCUCCGGUCACUGAACCAACACCUGAGCUCACCGGCUCACAAGCAAAACAUCUAUCACUGCCCUGGCCGAGGAUGUGGAAAGCAAUUCAAAGCUCUGGCGCCUCUGGUUAACCACAUGGAGAGCGAGAGUUGUGGAGUCAUGAAGUUUCAGAGAGUUCAACAGACCAUGACUGGUGUUUUGACUGGGCAGAGAAUGCUUACUUUCUAGCCUACUGAACGAGCUCUUGGUACAUACAUCUCACAGAAUUGACCGAUCAACAUGAACAUGGUAACAAGUGUUGAGCGGCUGAUAGAGACUGGUAGAAACGACGGGAAAUGGCAAAUCCCCUUGUGAAGACACUUUGUUGAUUUCCACGAGCGAAGCCGAGGUAAAUCCGAAGUGAAGUUGACUUUGGACGCAAACAUCAAAGGGUACGAAUGCACAUCUCCGACACGUGAGAAGUGACUGCAAGAGCGAUACAUCGACAAGAGUCACGAGUUGACUAUCUUUGUGCCGUUCCAAAACACUCGCUACAAUCCAGCUCUAUGCACGCUAUACAUAUGUAUUCUCUG